AUGGAUUGUACACAACCUCAACCGAGAGAAUUGUACACAAAUUUUAUAUGUGGAAUCUAUGAUUACGGCAUCAACCAUUAUUUGAAAAAUUGGCACCAGCAAUUCGUAAUGCAAAUGUUUAAUCGAUACAAAAAAAGCGGUAUCCACGAUGCUGUUAGUUGGAUUGCCAAUCAUUAUCAGGUUGGAACAUCAAUUACAUUACUCGGUCGUCCAAUACCCAAAUUGAAUGAUGCUAAAUCGUGGGAGUUUUGGAAAUAUGAUCUACUUCAUUAUUAUGAUAAGCGUGCACUCAAUGAUGCUGCUAGAUUUAUUCAUUGUGCAACAAAAAACUUUUAA
Didymodactylos carnosus is the source of this 336-nucleotide messenger RNA. Lineage: Eukaryota; Metazoa; Rotifera; Eurotatoria; Philodinida; Philodinidae. The record is from the annotation of a GenBank genome assembly.